AUGGACCAAAGCAGUGAAGCAUGUAUGAAAAAGAUUAACAGUGUGAAUCUUGACAAACUUAUAAAUGACUUCUCACAGAUAGAAAAGAAAAUUAUAGAAACCAAUGGAAAGAACAAUAUACUGGAUAUUCAGUUGGAAAAGACUAACUGUUUAUUAAAAGUAAUGCAAGCAAAGGAAGUCUCAAUUAAAGAAGAAUGUGCUACUCUUCAUAAUAUAAUAAAAGGUCUACAACAUACCAUUGAAUAUCAACAGAAUUUGAAAGGUGAAAAUGAACAACUAAAAAUAAGUGCUGAUCUUAUAAAAGAGAAGUUAAAGUCUCAUGAACAGGAAUAUAAGAAUAAUAUUGCCAAACUUAUAAGUGAAAUGAGAAUCAAAGAGGAGGGAUAUAAGACAGAAAUAAGCAAACUUUAUCAGGACAUGCAGAAAAAAGUUGAAUUAAAUGAAGAAAAGCACAAAGAACUAAUAGGGAAAAAGGAGAUGGAAAUUUCAGAGUUAAAUGCAAAGCUAAGAAAUCAAGAAAAAGAAAAACAAAAUGAAAUAAUCAAGCUACAACUAGAGUUUGAUGCCAAACUAGCAAGAGUUCAGACUAAAUCAAAAUCAUAUCCAGAUUCUACUGUUUUGCCACAGAGUAUCUACAGAAGGAAACUGCAACAUAUUCAAGAAGAAAAAAACAAAGAGAUUGCAAUUCUUCGUAAUACCAUUCGCGAUUUAGAGCAACGCCUUUCUGUUGGCAAAGAUUCUCACCUUAAGCGUAGACGGUUUUGAGCUUAGCAGUAAAUUCAUUAGUUGGCAUUUUACUUAAAAGCAACUGAAAAUUUCACUUUUAAUUUCAACAUAUGCAUACAGCCUACAUCACAAAAAGAGUCAGCUUUAAGGUUUUUAUUGAAUUUAUUUGGACAAAUCCAUACUGUAUCCAAUUGUGUACUGCAUUCUUGCUUAAUAGUAUUAACCAUAAAGGAGGUCAGGUUUAUAGGGUUUAGUUUACCUAUUAAACCAUCAUUGACUAUGGAAAUACUUACCAAGCAAAACAGAGACAGACAAUAUUCUUUACCUUUCCACUUAUAUCUUUCAAGACAGCCAAUCAAGUUUUAGAAGAGUGUGAUACAAUGUUAGAGAAAGAAGGAUACAAAGGCUUUAUUCAUGUGUGAUAGUAAAAGCAAGAUAUGAGUUUUCGAUAUCCAAAAAGAUAAAUGGACAUUUAAAAUAUAUAUGCUUUUUUAGCAAAAUAUUCAUGUGUUAAGUAUCUACUUCUUUCUUUAAAUUUAGUUAAAAAUGUAAGAUUGAAAAGACAAGGAUAAUAUUGUUUGAGAGAUAAGUAAAAAAAAAAAAAAUGGAAAGCAUGUCUUUGUUUUUCUUCCUCCAUUCUAAAUUGCUAAUUAUCCAACAGAAACCCCUAGGUCAUAGUUUAUGUUUCUGUUCUCAUUAAAGCAAGUAGAACAUUGGAAAAAGAAAAAAAAAAAAAA
Molecule: messenger RNA, 1463 nt
Organism: Cebus imitator (Panamanian white-faced capuchin)
Lineage: Eukaryota; Metazoa; Chordata; Mammalia; Primates; Cebidae
Gene: CCDC152
Product: coiled-coil domain containing 152
Exons: 8
Coding region: 1-765 (254 amino acids)
Source: RefSeq, a predicted model, not a curated record